UUGGAUUUCUGCCCUCCAUAACUGCAAGAUAAUAAAUGUGUGCUGUUUUAAGCCACCACAUUCUUAGUAAUUUGUUAACAGCAGCAAUAGGAAACUAAUAUAAUAGCACAUCCACAGGCCCAGAUGCAUCUCACAGCGCAGUGCUAGAAACACUACACACACACACACACACACACACACACACACACACACACACACAACCUAUCUGUUUGGUCUUCCUGUUUCUGCCCAAAAUAUCCCCCUGUACAACCACGCCCAGCAGGUGCUUGAUACGUUUGUGACUGUGUGCCCGUUUUGCGUUGAGCACAACCUUUUCCUGGAGGAAAACGCCUCCUAUCCAGGAUCAACACGGGAGUUUCUUUAAGCCCAGCCCAGGGCCAACACCUCUGCAGAUCGGCCCGCACCAGCACGUGCCCAGGCCUAAACCCCACUUCUGGAGCACAGAGGCCUCGGGCCUCCCCACCAAGCUGGCUCCUCUGGCGCUCUGAAUCUUGCUGGGCUCUGGGGCACUUUGCUUUCCGGCUCUAGGCCUCAAGAAUCCUCUCCUCUCCACCUGGCAGGACAUGGGGAACAGUCCAUGAGGGAGAGGCUGGGUGAUGAGAGGGAUCCACGCCGCAGCUCCAUUUGACAGAUGGAGAAACUGAGGCCGAGAGAGGGGUUGCGGGGGGCAUAAGGCUCACAGGCCAGCCAUUACGGUUGCGACCCCAGGGUUCCUGUAGAUGGGGUUGGUGGCCCCGGUGGAGGCGAAAGUCAGAUUAGUGGGGGCGAGGCCCCAAACCUUCUAAGGAUGACUGACAGCAAUGAGUGGGAGGGGCCUGUAAAGGGGCGGGGGCCCAACUGGGAGAGUCUGAAAGGCCUAGAGCAGGGGCGGGAAUCGUAGGGUGGGCGGGGUCAGACCUGGGGGCGGGGCACACGUUAGAAGAGGGGUGGAGCUUGCAAAAGUAUCGGGGGCGGGACUCGCUGAGGUGCGAAAACUGGGCCAGGGGCAGGGCUUUGACCAGCUACUUGAGCGUGAAGGGGCGGGGCCCGCACGAAGGGGCCUCCCAGCUUGGAGGCGGGGCCUGGAUGGGAGGGGCGGGGCCGAGUGCAGUAUCCCGCCAGGUGAGAAGGGGAUAAGAGUCGGGCAAGCAGCUUCAGCCGCAACCACGGCACGAAGUUGGGUGGGUACGCCUGGCACUUCCGGGUGAAACCGUGCGUAUUUCCGGUUAAGAUGGCGGCACCCAGCAGAGUCAGGUGCGGACGACUUUGUCUGUAGGAGCAGCGGCGGCUUGAGGACCCGGGGAGACCCUCAAGAAUCGACCCAUCAGGACGCCAGAGCUGCUUCAGCGGUGACCACCUUCUCCCUCUAACACAUUCUUCCCUUCUUCACAAACGGCCCAUGUCAGACGAAGGCUCAAGGGGCAGUCGCCUGCCCCUGGCGCUGCCCCCGGCCUCCCAGGGUUGCUCUUCAGGGGGCGGCGGCGGCGGCGGCGGCUCCUCGGCUGGGGGCUCGGGCAAUUCCCGGCCCCCACGCAACCUCCAAGGCUUGCUGCAGAUGGCCAUCACCGCGGGCUCUGAAGAGCCAGACCCUCCUCCAGAACCGAUGAGUGAGGAGAGGCGUCAGUGGCUGCAGGAGGCCAUGUCGGCUGCCUUCCGAGGCCAGCGGGAGGAGGUGGAGCAGAUGAAGAGCUGCCUCCGAGUGCUGUCACAGCCCAUGCCCCCAACUGCUGGGGAGGCCGAGCAGGCGGCCGACCAGCAAGAGCGAGAGGGGGCCCUGGAGCUGCUGGCCGACCUGUGUGAGAACAUGGACAAUGCCGCAGACUUCUGCCAGCUGUCGGGCAUGCACCUGCUGGUGGGCCGGUACCUGGAGGCGGGGGCUGCGGGGCUGCGGUGGCGAGCGGCACAGCUCAUCGGCACGUGCAGUCAGAACGUGGCAGCCAUCCAGGAGCAGGUGCUGGGCCUGGGUGCCCUGCGUAAGCUGCUGCGGCUGCUGGACCGCGACGCCUGUGACACGGUGCGCGUGAAGGCCCUCUUCGCCAUCUCCUGUCUGGUCCGAGAGCAGGAGGCUGGGCUGCUGCAGUUCCUCCGCCUGGACGGCUUCUCUGUGUUGAUGCGGGCCAUGCAGCAGCAGGUGCAGAAGCUCAAGGUCAAAUCAGCAUUCCUGCUGCAGAACCUGCUGGUGGGCCACCCUGAACACAAAGGGACCCUGUGCUCCAUGGGGAUGGUCCAGCAGCUGGUGGCCCUGGUGCGGACAGAGCACAGCCCCUUCCACGAGCACGUGCUUGGAGCCCUGUGCAGCCUGGUGACAGACUUUCCGCAGGGUGUGCGCGAGUGUCGGGAGCCGGAACUGGGCCUGGAGGAGCUCCUCCGCCACCGCUGUCAGCUGCUGCAGCAGCAUGAGGAGUACCAGGUACAUGGGGAGGGGACGGGGUGCAAGGAGGACCAGGUGCAAGGGGGAGGGGACAAGGGCUCCAGGAGGACUAGGUGUGUGGGGAGGGGAUGGGGUUCGAGGAGGAUCAGGUGCCAGGGGGAGGGGACAGGGGCUCCAGGAGGACCAGGUACACGGGGAGGUGACGGGGUGCAAGGAGGACCAGGUGUGAGGGGCAGGGGAUGGGGUUCGAGGAGGAUCAUGUGCCGGGGGAGGGGACAGCGGCUCCAGAAGGACCAGGUGAGUUGGGGAAGGGACAGGGUGUGAGGAGGACCAGGUGUGAGGGGGAGGGGCCUGGGGGGUGAGGAAUUCCCCAGGUUAGACCAAGUGUCGUAGUGGGGACCCUAGUAGGGGCAGAGCCAGCCAGUCCUUGCCCUUGGGGGCUCCUGGGUCCGCUGGUUCAGGCUUUCAUUCGUGUUCUCGUGCAUUUCACUCAUCUUCCAUUCAGCAGAUGUUUAUUUCAUGCCUAGCAUUCGUCCCGUGCUGUGUCAAAGUAGGAGAGACAGCAAGGAGACAGGAGCUUGGAGAUUCUUAAAGUGUUGCCCAAUCAUUGAAUUAUUAUCUAAAUUACCCAAUACAGUUGUUUACAUUAAGUAAAUGUCAAUUGAAUAUAAUAUCACUCAAAUGUCUUAAUGAUUAACUAUUUCAUUAAAUUGACAAGAAAUAAAUGGCAAAUAAUAACCAAUUAUUUUAGGUAAAUAACAAGUGAUAAAUAACAAGUCAUCAGAUAUUUAAUUAGAUAAGGGGCAAAUAAAUAACUCAUUAGAUAACUAGAUAACUAACAAAUGCUAAAUCACAACUAAUUAAAAUUCAAAUAGUUAACUGAUUAAGUAAUGUAUUAAUUUGUUGAAGUGAAUGAAUCAAUGCUGGUGCUUCAGCAAAGCCGAGCUUAGCAAACGCACCCACCUCCUUGGGACAUUCUAUUCUAUUGAAUUGAUUCUUAUGUAGACACUGUCAAGUGUCUGUACAUAUUGAAAGUGUACUACAUGGCCAGGCAUGGUGGCUUACGCCUGUAAUCCCAGCAUUUUGGGAGGCCGAGGCAGGCAAAUCAUGAGGUCAGGAGUUCGAGACCAGCCUGGCCAACAUGGUAAAACCCCAUCUCUACUAAAAAUACAAAAAACUAGCUGGGCAUAGUGGCAGGUGCUUGUAAUCCCAGCUACCCAGGAGGCUGAGGCAGGAGAAUCGCUUGAACCGGGGAGGCGGAGGUUGCAGUGAACCAAGAUGCGCCACUGCACUCCAGCCUGGGCGACAGAGUGAGACUCCAUCUCAAAAAAAAAAAAAGUGUACUACAUGAGAAGUUUUGACUUAUGUAUACACCCGUGGAAACAUUCAAAUUAGAUUUGUAACAGAUUUUACUAAUGCUUUGUGAAUAGGUUCCGUAGUCACAUGGUUGAAAAUACAAGACCCGCAGGAGGGUAAACAGUGAAAAGUCUCUCUCCUGCCCCUCCCUCUGGCUACCCAGUUGCUCAGGUGUCCUUCUUAAAAUAUUAGGUGCACACGAGCAAAGGUGCAUGUGAAUUCUCCUUUUUCUCUAUGUUAUGCAAAAUAAGCCUGCCGUGCUGUGAUGGCUGUUCUGCCCCUUGCUUUGUGGGCAUUGCAUGUCUCGCCUGCGGCUCUUUCAUUUUGCAGCUGUACAGUGCGGAUGGGCUCUUUUUUGUAGCAUGGAUAUGCAGGUUGUUUCUACACUCUCGCUAUGACAAACACUGCUGAAAGAAUAACCUUUUGUAUAUGUUAUUACAUAUGUCUGUAGAACAAUUUCUAGAAGGGAAAUGGCUGGGGUCAUGUAUGUUAAAGGUGAAGGUUAAAGGGUUAAGGGCCGUUUCAUUAGCUAUCACCAAGCUGCUCUCCAUAGAAGUUCAACCAUUGACACUCCAGUCAUGAGGGUGCCCAACUCCCCAAAUCUUGGUCAGGACAAAGUGGCCUCGAUGAACCAUUUGACCUUUUUUCAAACUGAUUGUUGAAAAGUAGUACUCUAGUCCAGUUUACAUUUCUCCCAUGAGUGAAAUUUGGCAUCUUUUCUCUUUCUUGUGAACUGUUUGUUCUCAUCCUUUGCCCACUUAUCUAUUUAUUGGGUGAUGGUUUUUGCGAAUGACUUUUUUAAGCUCUUUAAGGGUUAAGUAUAUUAGCCAUUUGUGCUAUGAAUCACAAAUAUUUUUCUCCAACCUCGUUUUCUUUUUCUUUUUUUGCCAUGGGAGUAUCUUUUAUAUUACGUAGUUUAACCUCUCAGUGCUUUCUUUCAUGGUUUCUGGGGUUUGCAUCCGCAGAAAGUUUUGAGCAGUGGUCCAUAUCUGGGAGUUAGAAAGAGCCCAAGAGUGCUGAUAUGAGGCAGACCAAUGGAGUGAGACGAGUCUGCGGGACCCCGGGUUCUAGUUCAAGUAGUUCAGACACCAGUGUGAAGACAGUGAAUCAUGGAUCUGAGCAGUGAUUAAAGAAGCCUAACCUCUGGUUGGUGGGGGGGUGGGUGGUGGCCAGGAGAGAAGAGGAGUACUUCUGGGUGCCAAGAAUGCUGGAGGCAGGGUCCGGCCUCUGCACUCAGGCCCCUUGCUCCCUGCCCCUGCCCAAUCCAGGAGGAGCUGGAGUUCUGUGAAAAGCUGCUACAGACCUGUUUCUCCAGCCCAGCGGACGACAGCAUGGAUCGGUGAAACCAGGUGGCUUCUUGCCCCCUUCUCCGUGGGAACCCCAGGCCUCUUGCCUCCCUCCCCACCUACAAGGCCCUCUCCCAAGGGAUCGCAGGGCCUAGGUGCCUGGACCCAGGGUGUGCCAGCCCGUCUCUGUGCAGUCCCUGGAAGGGGUGCUGAGAAAGGCACCAGCUCCUUGGACCCCACCUCCCAUGCUCUCACUCUCAUCCCCGUUCUCUUGUCCACACAGCUCUUCCAAUAAAGGUGUUUCUCUUCCUCCUUCUCCUCCUUCA
This is a messenger RNA of Gorilla gorilla gorilla (western lowland gorilla), 5318 nucleotides long. RefSeq names its product HSPA (Hsp70) binding protein 1 (gene HSPBP1). The record is from RefSeq and is a predicted model, not a curated record. Gene Ontology annotation, cellular component: endoplasmic reticulum. The transcript is spliced from 7 exons. Gene Ontology annotation, molecular function: adenyl-nucleotide exchange factor activity. NCBI's taxonomy places the organism in Eukaryota, Metazoa, Chordata, Mammalia, Primates, Hominidae. The coding region runs from base 1379 to 2674 and encodes 431 amino acids.